This is a messenger RNA of Morchella sextelata, 771 nucleotides long. RefSeq lists its product as uncharacterized. The record is from RefSeq and is a predicted model, not a curated record. The transcript has a single exon. The coding region runs from base 1 to 771 and encodes 256 amino acids. Gene Ontology annotation, molecular function: ubiquitin binding. NCBI's taxonomy places the organism in Eukaryota, Fungi, Ascomycota, Pezizomycetes, Pezizales, Morchellaceae.
AUGGAUACCCCAUUAGGGCGAUUACGAGAAAUGUUCGCAGGGCGCGAUGCUGAGAGCAUAGCACGGGCCUUACGACAAGCACAAGGAGACGUCGAGGCAGCUACCGAGAUGAUUCUUGCUGAAAUGGAUGAAGAGGAAUCAGUGCGAUUACUCGAGCAACAGGAACAGGAAGUAGAACAACGACAACGGCAGCGACGACAGCAGCAACAUCAUGACCGGACUCCCGCUCCCCUUGUUCUCAAACCAGGUGCUCUAGCAGCGAACCCCCCUAUAUUACGUCCGCAGCUCCUCUCGCCCUCCUCAUCGGCUGAUUCAUUCGGUGCACUGACAAUAUCAGAUCAUGAUGAUGAUGCAGUAGACAACGAUUGGGACGACUAUGACGAUACUGAUGGAGAAGAUGUGCCUGAUAUACUCAUUGAGCAGCACCGCCGUCACCAGCCCCAACCACAACUUCAACCUCCACUGGAGGAGGAUCCUCUGCCACCCAACCAUCAAGUCGACGAGUAUCUAGCUGGUGUGCUCACAAUAUUUCCCGACGCAUGCCCGGAACAUAUACAUAAGCUCUAUAAAGAGAACGCCGCUUUACAGGGCCCAAGAAUUACGGAUUUUAUAGCAAAUAAGUUAGCCGAAGACGGAUAUCCGCGUAUUGAGCAGGAGCCAAAGCCGGGGCUUAAAAGGAAACGCUCAGUGGCAGAGGAGGAGAUUGAGAAAAACUACGAGGCUGAAGAUAGAGAGAGAGAGACAAACCCCGAGUACUCAGAUUUGGUGUAA